This is a messenger RNA of Trichomycterus rosablanca, 2945 nucleotides long. It is a transcript of the gene mid2, whose product is annotated as midline 2. The transcript is spliced from 10 exons. Lineage: Eukaryota; Metazoa; Chordata; Actinopteri; Siluriformes; Trichomycteridae. Bases 221 to 2314 code for a protein of 697 amino acids. The record is from RefSeq and is a predicted model, not a curated record. Gene Ontology annotation, cellular component: microtubule. Gene Ontology annotation, biological process: protein localization to microtubule. Gene Ontology annotation, molecular function: microtubule binding; zinc ion binding.
UCGGCGCAGGGCUGCAGAACUCCGGCUUUAUCUGGCGCAGAAGAGUGAACGCACUCCCCUGUUUCACUCUCUCGUUCACUCCUUUUACUCCCGCUUUUUAUUUCCUCGGGUUUUUGGCUUCGUUCAAGAUGACAGAAGAAAAGAAAGAUCGACAUAUAAAGCUGGUGUCUCACCAGCUUCUGUGGGAUUUGAUGUCGCCUUUAGAUCGGGCCCACUGAAGAUGGAAACCCUGGAGUCGGAGCUGACGUGCCCGAUCUGCCUGGAGCUGUUUGAGGACCCGCUGCUUCUGCCCUGUGCCCACAGCCUGUGCUUCAGCUGUGCCCAUCGCAUCCUAGUCUCUCACUGUUCUCCCGCCAAGCCUCUCGAGUCCGUCUCGGCCUUCCAGUGUCCCACCUGCCGACACGUCAUCACGCUCAGCCCACGCGGCCUGGAGGGCCUCAGGCGCAAUGUGACGCUGCAGAACAUCAUCGACCGCUUCCAGAAGGCCUCGGUCAGCGGGCCCGGCUCGCCCGGCGAGAGCCGCCUCCGCCUGCCCCCUCGGCCCCGCAGCGCCACGCCUACAGGGAUCAGCGCCAACGGCAGCGCCAUGUCUGCCGAGCCGUGCGUCCCUUGCCAGUUCUGCGAGCAGGAGCCUCCACGUGAUGCCAUAAAGACAUGUGCUACAUGCCAGGCGUCGUACUGCGAGCGCUGCCUGCGCGCAACUCACCCCAACAAAAAACCAUUCACCAGCCAUCGGUUGCUGGAGCCAGCGGGAGACGGUCACCUGCGUGGCCUGGCCUGUCUGGAGCAUGAAAAUGAGACAGUGAGCUUGUACUGUGCCACAGAUGAACAGCUGAUCUGCACACUGUGCAAGCUGGUGGGGAGACACCGGGAGCACCACGUCGCCUCGCUCGGUGAACGGUUCGACAAACUAAAGCAAACCCUGGAGAAUAACCUGACCAAUCUGGUAAAAAGAAACAGUGAGUUGGAGAACCAGAUGGCCAAACUUAUUCAGAUCUGCCAGCAGGUGGAGGUGAACACAGCCAUGCACGAGGCCAAGCUGGUGGAGGAGUGUGAUGAACUAGUAGAGAUCAUUCGCCAGAGGAAACAGGUCAUCGCUGUCAAGAUCAAAGAGUCAAAGGUGAUGAAGCUCCGUAAGCUGGCUCAGCAGAUUGCUAACUGCAGGCAGUGUUUGGAGCGCUCUAGUGCACUCAUCACCCAAGCCGAACAGAGCCUGAAGGAGAACGACCACGCCCGCUUUCUCCAGACGGCCAGAAACGUAGCCGAAAGGGUUGCCAUGGCCACGGCCUCCUCGCAGGUUCUCAUCCCAGAUGUCAAUCUGAACGAGGCCUUUGACAAUUUCGCCCUUGAUUUUUCUCGAGAGAAGAAGAUCCUGGAGGGCCUGGAUUACCUAACAGCACCUAAUCCACCAUCGAUACGAGAGGAGCUGUGUACAGCCUCCCACGAUACCAUAACAGUGCACUGGACCUCUGAGGAUGAGUUUAGUGUCACGUCUUAUGAGCUGCAGUACACCAUCUACACAGGCCAGACCAACUUUAUCAGUCUAUAUAACUCAGUGGACAGCUGGAUGAUUGUGCCAAACAUCAAGCAGAAUCAUUACACUGUGCAUGGCCUUCAAAGUGGCACCCGCUAUAUCUUCUUUGUCAAGGCUAUCAACCAGGCUGGCAGCCGGAACAGCGAGCCAGCACGUCUCAAAACCAACAGCCAGCCUUUUAAGUUGGACCCAAAGACAGCACAUAAGAAGCUGCGUCUGUCCAACGAUUGUCUGACCAUGGAGAAAGAUGAAAGCUCUCUAAAGAAGAGCCACACUCCAGAGCGCUUCAGUGGUACGGGUACUUAUGGGGCUGCAGGCAACGUCUUCAUCGACAGCGGCUGCCACUAUUGGGAGGUUUUACUAGGAGCCUCCACAUGGUACGCCGUGGGUGUGGCCUACAAAUCUGCACCAAAGAACGAGUGGAACGGCAAGAACUCUUCCUCAUGGGUGUUCACACGUUGCAACAACAACUUCCUGGUGCGGCACAACGGCAAGGAGAUGCUGGUGGAGGCGUCUCUUCAGCUGAGAAGACUCGGAGUGCUGCUGGACUACGACAACAAUUCGCUGUCCUUCUACGAUGCCAUGAACUCCCAACACCUGCACACCUUCGACAUCUCCUUCUUGUUGCCGGUAGCACCCACCUUCAUGAUCUCAAACAAAUCGUUGAUGAUCCUGUCUGGCCUGCCCGUACCCGACUUUGUGGACUGCAGCGAGCAGCACGAAGGUGGCAGUCGGCAGCAGGAGUCACCCUACGGCCUGAGCCUGAAGAGCUGCAACUAAGACACUGACGUGCUCUGACUCUUCCGGAACGUUCCCAAAUCCUUUCCUUAUGGGCCACUGGGCUCUUCUUCCUGCCCCUUCUUUCUCACUGUUGAUUUGGCUUCAUCACUGGCUCACGGUUUGUGUUAGGAAGGAGGGAAUAAUGCAGAUAGAUUUGAGGGAUGCAUUCAAUUGCACUUGAGAUGAAUUGGGUGAAUAGGUGUUCUUAGAUCUUUAAUAGAAAUAGAUGAGAACGAGUACAAAGUGUAAAUUAUUCAUGAGUAAUAAGUUAGCUUUUUAUUUUGUUCUUAAAAGCACCUUUUGAGCAUAGUGCUCUUGCGUGUAAAAAAUAAAUAAAUCAAUAAAUAAAAAGAACUGAUUUGGGACAUAGCAGGGCAUGCUGGGAUAGAAUAGAGGAGAUUUAUUGAAUAGGACAUUGGAAAUGAACAUGGCGUUUCUACUGAGCUUAACAUUUAUUUAUAAAUCUGAUCAAACUCACUUUGAUAUUCAGGGAGAACGAGAGAAUCCUUUUUGUUGUUUUAUCUAGAUGGUGAUGGCAUGACGUUUCUCCUCUGUACUUUGUUCCAUUUUAUCGAUUUCUCGUUUGCUGUUUUGUGGAAAAGCAUGAAGGUCCCACUGCUAAUUCUUGACA